Molecule: messenger RNA, 954 nt
Organism: Mesocestoides corti
Lineage: Eukaryota; Metazoa; Platyhelminthes; Cestoda; Cyclophyllidea; Mesocestoididae
Source: the annotation of a GenBank genome assembly
CGUCGAAAACAAAAUCCGUGCACACACGCCAACACGAAUGGGAUGGGCGAGGAGCCUGAUGGCUCACGUUGCGCAGUGACCCGGGCCCGUCAGCUCAUGGCGACCAGUAAACGGCUGUUAGAGUAUGCGCAGAAGUGUCUCUCUGACCAAGACAAGGGCGUGGCGUUUUGGCAACUCCUCGGUCUGCAGUGUCCAGCGGUGGAUGAGUUGACCGCUCUAGUGAAGGCGCUGAGUCCACCUCAAUGCCCCGACCCCAUCCGUCACCUGUGUCUCGUGCACAAACACGUUCAGGCGCAAUCCACGCUCGGUCGCCUGAUCUGUGACUUGUGUAGGCGUCGUUGUGCCCAGCUGCGUGACUACAAGGCUCGUGUGAUUGUGCUCAGGAGGUUGGGUUACCUGAAGUGGAGGACCGAGGGACCUGCGCAGCUAACACGUAAAGGCUUAGCAGCUUGUGAAAUUGACCAAAAAGAAGUGCUGUUGUGCGAGGCACUCUGCCAUGGAUUGCUAAAUCACCGAACACCCGCCGAAGCAGCCGCCCUGCUCUCCUGCUUCGUUUGGGACAGCCAAUGUGAAAGGAGCAGGCCAUUUGUUCCUGCUCGGUUGCAGUCGGCCGUAGCGCAGUUGCUGGACCUGGCGAGUGAGCUGAAAUAUUCCUCGGCAUGGACAGGCGUAGAUAAUGGUGACAUCGACUUCCAUGUGAAUCCAGGGCUUGUAGAAGCCACUUAUGCCUGGGCACGUAGUGAAGCGUUGUCAGUAGUGGCAGGAAAAUCUGGUGCCGACGAAGGCCAUCUGCUGAGAGCCUUCAAACGCCUAGGUGAGGUCCUGCAACAGGCUCGAAAGGCAUGUCGUCACCUUGGUUAUCAGGCCCUUGAGACACUGAUGCUUGAUGCUCAUGUGGCUAUAAACCGAGGUGCGUUGACCAUGUCUUCACUAUACAUCUCAGACGACAUGUAG